CCACCUUUGAUUUAGUAAUUUAGCUCAUUAGUUAAGGAAUUUCGCGGGUUAAGCAAGCGAUGCAAGGUUUACUAUCGAACGCAUUGACCCCACGGAGGAAUCCGAUUCCUGUUUUCCAUCAAGCUCGCUCUUCGGCAAUUAUCAGCCUUCUGUCAAAGCAAAUAAAGGUUGAUAGAAAUUGACUGGCGAGAAAGAGUUUGGCGCCAAAUAUAUGUCAACAUCCGAAAGAAAGAAAAAGAAAGGGAAGAACGAAAAAGAAGCAAAUGAAGAAGACUGAUCCGAUCAAUAUCGUAGGGGCUGGCAUCUUCGGGCUGAGUACCGCGAUCCAUCUGGCCCGCCGUGGGUAUACCAAGGUUACUGUGUUUGAUAAACAACCCUACGAUUCAACAAAAUACUCGUAUUUUCGUGGCUGUGAUGCAGCUAGUGCAGACAUCAACAAGAUCAUCCGAUCGGGAUACGGCGCAGACACAGUGUACCAGGAUUUGACGACCGAAUCAAUCGCUGGCUGGAAAGAAUGGAAUGAAGAACUUUCCAAAGGACAUGAACUACCGCCUGGAAUUAGUAGACAUGAUCGCGUCUUUGUAAAUAAUGGUCAUCUCGUACUGACUGACCAGGAGACUCUACCGGCUUUUGAGCUCGCAACCAUCGCCAACAUGGAAUCCGCCGGACACAAAGAUACACAACUGAUUACAACAGACUCUAGCCAUCAAGCCAUAGCAAAGACCAAGGGUUUCAUGAGCGCAAUUGAUCCGUUUCACAGAGAGAAGAGAGCCAAGUCGAACGUUGGCGUGCUCGACACGACGGGGGGGUUUGUCAUUGCCGACAAAGCGUGUUAUCUGGCUCUGCAUAAAGCGCGCCAACUGGGUGUGAAAUUCAUACUUGAUCCCGUUGCAGGGAGUUUCCAGUCUUUAAAUUAUGAUCCGGACGAUCAUGAUAGCAAGGUGGCUAUUGGCAUCACAACACAGGAUGGUAAAACUCAUCGUGCAACCAUGAACAUCAUUGCCUGCGGGUCAUGGACCCCCUCACUCAUUCCACAGUUAGAUGGGCUCUGUGAGGCAACCGCUGGAUCAGUGGCGAUGUGGAAAAUCCCACGGCAAUCGCCUCUCUUCGACCGACUGGCUCCUACCUCGUUUCCAUCAUGGCAAUGGAAAAUGCGAGACGGUGCGCAAGGGGGUCUCUAUGGCUUCCCCUGUGACGAAAAUGGAAUUUUCAAAAUUGGAUAUCGGGGUACCAAGUAUACACACCCGGUUCGUCAGGCGGACGGGAUUGAGCGAAGUGUUCCAAUUACACGCUGGUCGUCUGGGAAUGGAACAGACUCUGACGAAGGACAAAGAAUCAGAUCAAUUCCAAGUGAUGCAAUGGAUGUUAUUCAAUCCUUUAUAGAUGAAUAUCUCCCAGAAGUAAAGAAAGAAGGCAUAGAGGUCUUUUUGACGCGGCUUUGCUGGUACAAUGAUAGCUUCGAUAAUCAUCUACUCAUCGACCAUCUACCGGGAAAAAAAGGAGUAUUCGUUGCCACGGGAGGCAGCGGGCAUGCUUUCAAAUACCUGCCCAGUAUUGGUAAUUGGGUUGUAGACAUCCUAGAAGGUGUUGAUAUCAAUCGGCCUGCAAUAAAAGCCUGGCGGUGGAGGAAGUUGCGAGAUGGACAGAUACCGGUUAACGCCCUGAUGCAAGGGAGUAAGAGUCAACGCGCUCUGGGAAAUAUACAAAUGUCUCCAAGUACCGACAUGCCUUUGGCUUCAAAGCUAUAAAUGAGAUUACCUUACUUAUAAACAUCCGGUUUGUACGAAAAGCCUAUGAUCCUGAUCCUAAUCAUUA
Molecule: messenger RNA, 1815 nt
Organism: Talaromyces proteolyticus
Lineage: Eukaryota; Fungi; Ascomycota; Eurotiomycetes; Eurotiales; Trichocomaceae
Product: putative sarcosine oxidase
Exons: 2
Coding region: 264-1748 (494 amino acids)
Molecular function (GO): sarcosine oxidase activity; flavin adenine dinucleotide binding
Source: RefSeq, a predicted model, not a curated record